AAUGCAAUUACUGUUUCAUUUGUAUUUCAGCAAGCUGUAUGUGCCCCAAGUCGCAUCUCGUUUUUGACAAGCAGACGGCCAGACACAACUAAACUGUACGACUUUAAAUCCUACUGGCGAACAUUUGCAGGCAACUACACAACUUUACCACAGCAUUUCAAAGAGAAUGGAUAUUUCGCAGCUAGUGUUGGAAAAGUUAUGCAUCCAGGUAAAGCGUCAGGGGGAAAUGAUGAUUACCCGUAUAGUUGGUCAAUCCCUGCUUAUCACCCACCGACACAACUGAACAAAACAUCUAAGGUUUGUGAGAAUCCAGAUGGGACCCUCCAUGAAAAUCUGAUCUGUCCUGUUGAUGUUGCAAAGAUGCCCGGCAAAUCGCUACCGGACAUACAGAGCACGGACCAUGCAAUCGAAAUCAUCAAGAACAUUUCUAAACUGACAAAAACUAGCAAAAACUUUACACAACCAUUCUUUUUAGCCGUCGGCUACCAUAAGCCCAACGUACCAUUUACGUAUCCAAAGGAAUAUGAGGAACUGUACCCAUUGGAUUCCAUCUGGAUGCCACCCAAUAACUUCUUCCCUCCAGAUCUUCCAACAGUAGCGUGGGAACCAUAUCAGAUGAUGAGGACAAGAGAGGAUGUCCAGAGUUGGAAUAUUAGUUAUCCUUUUGGACCAGUACCAUUAAAAUACCAG
Anneissia japonica is the source of this 690-nucleotide messenger RNA. RefSeq names its product iduronate 2-sulfatase-like. Gene Ontology annotation, molecular function: iduronate-2-sulfatase activity. The transcript has 3 exons. The annotation marks the transcript as partial. NCBI's taxonomy places the organism in Eukaryota, Metazoa, Echinodermata, Crinoidea, Comatulida, Comatulidae. The record is from RefSeq and is a predicted model, not a curated record.